Messenger RNA from Orussus abietinus, 658 nucleotides. RefSeq names its product UPF0184 protein C9orf16 homolog. The record is from RefSeq and is a predicted model, not a curated record. Lineage: Eukaryota; Metazoa; Arthropoda; Insecta; Hymenoptera; Orussidae. The coding region runs from base 33 to 350 and encodes 105 amino acids. The transcript has 2 exons.
CAUUCCGCUGAUGCAGGGUGGUAGAAAAUUAAAUGGCAAAUGAGAACAUAGAUGAUCUGAUCAGAAACGAAAACAUGGUAGAAUUCGCCGAACAGCCCCGAGGAAACAAUGGAAACGAAGAGAAAAACCCUGAUACGGACGAGGAUCGCGACAAUUGCAACGAUGAAGAGUACGAGGCUCUAAAUGCUCAGCUUGACCAACUCAACUCUGUCCUAGAUAACCUAGAAAGGAAGAAUGACAAAAUACACGCAGAGUUAGUAGAGUUGUUAAAGUCAAAUCGAGAAGCCAGGAAGCAAUUCCAAGAAUCUCAGAAAUCUGAACAGCCCGAACCAAUGAUUUCAGACUCGUAAAUCUUUAGGCCAAGCAAGUGACGGACAUCGUUAUAUUUGAAGUACAACUUAGAAAGUUUUCCAACUAUGAUCUAUUAGAAUUUUAGUUGGACAGGUUAUGGAUAUGGGAACGUAUCGAACAGAAGUUUGUAAAAAAUCUGUUAUUAUGAUCUAUCUAGAAGAAGAAAUUUAUGAAUUUCUUUUUGGAUAGAUACUACGUGUUUUAUUGCUCCUAAACUGAAAUCGGAGACAUUCCUCGUUAUGAAGUGUGUAUUACUUAAAAUGUCAGAACUCACAAUUAUAAGUAAAUAGAACUGAGUCAAUGCGUU